GUUGGUGUUGGUGUUAUGGUGAAUGGUGUCAAAUUUGGUUGUUGCUGGGUCCACUGGUUUGAAUUUUGUAAAUUUACACUAGGAUAGAAAAAUUAUUGUAAAAUUAAUAUUGUAAAAACAAUAUGUAAAAUUAAGAACUUAAGUCACUUUUAGUCUAGAAAGUUCACAUAACGUUAGACAAAACGCAAUGAUUUUCAGGUCUGAACGAGGCACUUUACUUUAAGCCUACAUUAAGUUAUUAAAUAAACUUAAAAUAACAACAAUGAUAACUUUCCUAUGUUAAGUUUGAUCUAUUAUGUAGGAGGAUUUUCCCACCAUAAUACAAAAUGAAGCAAUUUAACAAUAAACCAAUCACUCUUGAAACCGAAGAAUGCAUAAUUUUUCAACAGUUAGAUUUAUUUUCAAGUGGUUUCCCUGUGAUGGAAGAAAUUAGAAGACAAGGAAAGCUUUGUGAUGUAACUUUAAAAGUUGAAGAUCAGUCAUUUAGUGGACAUCGUAUAAUUUUGGCUGCAACAAUACCAUAUUUUCAUGCAAUGUUUACUCAUGAUAUGGUUGAAAGUAAACAAAGGGACAUCACAAUUCAUGGAAUUGAUGCAGUAGCAUUAGAAGCCCUUAUAAACUUUGCCUACAGUGGAAGAGUGACCAUCAACACUAACAAUGUGCAGAGUCUCAUGGUGGGUGCUUCGUUCUUGUCACUACCCAAAGUUAGAAACGCUUGUGCAGAUUUCUUAAAAAAGAGGUUCCACCCUCAGAAUGUACUGGGCAUCAGACAGUUUGCAGACACACUGGGAUGUAUGUUGCUAGUAGAAUCAGCUGACAAGUAUGUGCAGCAGUAUUUUCACGAUGUCAGUCUUUGUGAGGAAUAUCUCACUCUCAGUGCCACCGAGUUGCUAGAUAUUGUGAAACGGGAUGAGCUACAUGUCAUAUCUGAGGAGCAGGUAUUUGAGGCCAUCAUGAGGUGGGUGAAGAAGAGCCCAGAGAUCCGCCGCAGUGACUUGCCGCAGCUAUUGUCUGCGGUGAGACUGCCGUUGCUGCGGCCUCACUACUUGGCAGACAGUGUGGCUACUGAGGAGCUGGUCCGCACAUCUCACGAGUGCAGAGAUCUGCUAGAUGAAGCCAAGGAUUAUCAUCUGAUGCCAGAAAGAAGGCCACUUCUUCAGAGUUUCCGCACACGACCACGAUGCUGUAACUACAUCAUGGGACAUAUAUUUGCUGUUGGAGGACUCACUAAAAAUGGUGACUCACUGAGCACUGUGGAAGUGUUUGAUCCCAUCGUUGGGCGGUGGCAGAUGGCAGAGGCUAUGAGCAUGUUGCGCAGUAGAGUUGGUGUUGCAGUCAUGAAAAACCGUCUGUACGCUUUUGGUGGAUACAAUGGCUCCGAGCGACUCUCUACGGUUGAGGUUUUUGAUCCAGACAAACGAGUGUGGAGACAGGUGUCACCCAUGAACUGCAAAAGGAGUGCUGUGGGUGCCGCUGCUCUAAACGAUCGACUGUAUGUGUGUGGCGGCUAUGACGGAGUGUCAUCCCUCAACACAGUAGAGUGCUACCAACCUGACACUGACACAUGGACCACCAUCAACAGCAUGCUGAAACAUCGUAGUGCUGGCGGUGUCAUAGGCUUCCAGGGCUACGUCUACGCUCUCGGUGGCCACGAUGGAUUAUCCAUCUUUGACUCGGUUGAGAGGUAUGACCCUACAACUGGACAGUGGACAUCAGUGACCCCCAUGUUGACCAAGCGAUGUCGCCUCGGAGUAGCUACUCUCAAUGACAAAUUAUACGUCUGUGGCGGCUAUGAUGGAGCCACAUUCCUCCAAUCUGUUGAGAUGUAUGAUCCGAUAUCUGACAAAUGGAAGUACGUGGCCCCGAUGAAUGUGAUGCGCAGUAGGGUGGCGCUAGUAGCGAACAUGGGCAAGUUGUGGGCCAUUGGAGGCUACGAUGGAGUGUCCAACCUCAGCACUGUUGAGGCCUAUGACCCCUCCACUGACUCAUGGUCCUUUGUGGCGACCAUGUGUGCUCACGAGGGCGGGGUCGGUGUCGGGGUCAUCCCCAUCUGUAACUCCUUUGACUGAACCCCUCAAUCCCUCAUCUCACUUCCACAAAAACCCAAGACUCGUUUAAAAAUUCUGACUUGUCUUAUUUUCUUAGAUUUAUUGAGUGUCUAACAUAGUUAUGCUGGGGACAACCUCAACAAAAACAAAUCCAGCUCAGCAAGAAAAAGGCAAAAUAACAUUCCAUUUGUGAGGGGGCCAAGCUAACUAUGUUUAAUUCCUAACUUUAUUGACACUAUAUCUUUUGAAUAUUUUCCACUGUCUUAUUUUACUGAAGAAUCUCAAUAAAACAAAUCUUACGGAUCUGUCAAAUUUUAUGUAUUGCUAAUAUGAAGACAAAGGAGCGAGCUGGCGUAGUGGUUAGAUCGCGGGACUUCAGUCCCUGAGGUCCCGGGUUCGAUCCCCGCCAAGUCACCAAUGGAUUUUAUCUAAGUGAUAAUGCCGCAACCCCUAGGUCUAGCCUGAAGUAAUGUGAAAAACAGUCCCAAACUCGUGCCUAGCGUCCUAGGACAAAAAAAAAAAAAAAAAAAAAAAAUUGAAGACAAAAGUUUAAACAAUUUGCUUGUCAAGAGUUAUUAGCUUUUAAAAGUACAGUAGAACCCCUCAUAUCAGACCAUGACAGGAUUGGGCCAUGGUGGCAACGGCCAAAAGGUUGGAUAUUCGGAGGAGCAUAUCUUGCGGUCUCAGCGACACAAAUAAUCAUCUUCUGAGACCGUGGAAACACCUUUGAGCAUAUCUUGGCGACACCAGUAAUCGUCUCGGGCAACCACAUGAAUACAUGCUAGCAUGUCUUGCACUCUCAGUGACACCAGUAAUGGUCUCCUUGGACCACGGCAAAACCAGUUAGCAUGUCUUACAGUCUCGGUGACACAUGUAAUCAUCUCCCUUAAUCACGGCAACACCCGUGAACAUGUCUUGCAGUCUCGGACAGACAAUAAUUUUAAUUUGUAACCUUGAUUAUGGCAACACUUGAGAACACAUCUUAAAGACAGCAGUGAGUUUGCCCUUUUAGGUGACACUCGUGAUUGACCUCUCGGUUAACGGAACACACUCAGACAGGAAACAAGGGUCGGACACUGGUUCGGAAAUCCUGAGGAGUCAGUUAUGCCAAGGUUGGAUUUGAGGGGUUCUACUGUAAAACAGAACCUCGCUUAUCUGGGGUAAUGAAGGUAACUGGGACAACAGACUGGUGAAAACCAUAGCUACCACAAAUCAUGAAAAUAAUCACUUUUAGAUAAAACAGUCUAUGUAAGCGAGACCAUUGAGGCAAGGAUUUUGUGAUCAGGAAAAACUUUAAUUCUGUAGUAAAAUUAUUGGCUAGUUUUGGAUUGAAUCCACCUCCAGAUAAUCAAGGUCUGGAGUACUUGUUCUGUACAUCAAAUGGUUGAUAUUUUAUAUUAUAAUGUUUACUAUUUGAAUCCAAACUAAUCAAACCAUCUAAAUUAACCAAUACACUGAGAUAAAUUGUUUGCAAUUGGCCAGAACACUAUUUACCAGGUGAUAACAUCACAACCUACCAGUGAUAAUUGAUUGUGAAAUCUCAUGCUGCCACUAUAUAGGUCACUAAAAUUCUGUAAGAGUAACUAUGAAUCUCUAAUGAAACCUUUUGAAGACAAAUGAUUGAAACACAAGGCGUUUUUAAAUAAUUGUUAAAUAUUUUCAAAUAAUAGUAUGUACUGUUACUUUAUGAGAAGCAGCAAGUGCUCUUAUCAUUAAUUUAUGUAUAAUGUAUGAUUAAGGCUAGGAUUAUACUAGGACGCUGGCAUCCGGGAUGCUGGCGUCCGAGAGGCUAGCGUCCCACCUCGAGCCGAAAAAUGACGUGAUUUGUGUUGGGAUGCUAGCCUCUCGGACUGCCAUUUUAUUUCAAUGUUUAGUCACUUUUUGUUUAUAUCUAUUUAAAUAACAUUAGGUUUAACGAGUACCAAGGUUUGAUGCUUUAAGAGGGCUAAUAAA
Molecule: messenger RNA, 4001 nt
Organism: Macrosteles quadrilineatus (aster leafhopper)
Lineage: Eukaryota; Metazoa; Arthropoda; Insecta; Hemiptera; Cicadellidae
Gene: KLHL18
Product: kelch-like protein 18
Exons: 10
Coding region: 327-2069 (580 amino acids)
Molecular function (GO): protein binding
Source: RefSeq, a predicted model, not a curated record